GUGCCGUGGUGCAAGCCAACCAGAUCCGCACACGCUUUGGACCACUCCAGUCCGCCUCUCGCUUCCUCUCCCCCCUCCCAGUGGCGCGGCGCCGACCGGUGCCCCCGGAGACUGGAGAGCCCAGCCGCCCGCACGUCCCCGCGAUCUCCGGUCCCAACUCCCGCCGCGCCGCCGGUGCACCACAUUGUACACUGAAGGCAGGCCUUUUGUAUAUUAAAAUUACCAUUAGACCCUACAUGAUAAGAAACCAUGGCACCAGGAAGCAAGGCAGAGAAAAAAGCAGCAUUGGAUGCUGGGGCAUGGAUGUUCAAUGUUGUAACUUCGGUUGGCAUAAUCAUGGUCAACAAGGCCUUAAUGGCUACACAUGGUUUUAGCUUUGCCACAACAUUGACUGGGAUGCAUUUUGCAACUACCACUUUGAUGACAUUGGUAAUGAAAUGGUUGGGAUACGUUCAGCCGUCUCAUUUACCUCUGUCGGAGCUAGUAAAGUUUGUAUUUUUCGCAAACCUAUCAAUUGUUGGGAUGAAUGUUAGCUUGAUGUGGAACUCUGUUGGCUUUUAUCAGAUUGCGAAGCUAUCUAUUAUUCCACUUCUAUGCAUUAUGGAGGUCCUGUUUGAAAAUUUUCGUUACUCGAGGGAUACAAAGCUUAGUAUAGUGGUUGUCCUUGUAGGUGUGGGAGUGUGUACAGUUUCUGAUGUUAGUGUAAAUGCGCAAGGACUGGUAGCUGCUGUAAUAGCAGUUUGCGGCACUGCAUUACAACAGCAUUAUGUCAAUUACCUUCAACGGAAGUACUCGCUCAACUCACUCAAACUCUUGGGUCACACUGCACCAGCUCAAGCAGCUUCACUGUUGAUAUUAGGCCCAUUCGUGGACUUCUGGCUGACCAGGAAUAGAAUCGACACUUUUCACUACACCAGCACAGUGACGUUCUUCAUUGUGCUGUCAUGCGUUAUUUCAGUCGGGACCAAUCUCAGCCAAUUCAUUUGCAUUGGGAGAUUCACCGCCGUCACAUUUCAAGUGAUCGGUCACAUGAAGACAAUUCUCGUGCUAACCCUGGGAUUUCUGUUGUUCGGGAAAGAAGGCCUGAAUUUCCACGUGGCGUUUGGGAUGAUCCUCGCCAUUGUUGGAAUGAUAUGGUACAGCAGCGCGUCUUCGAAGCCCGGAGGCAAGGAGCGGCAGGGCGUGGCGAGCGAGAAGGCCCAGAAGUCGCCACAGUCGGAGCUGGACGAUAAAGUAUGAGAUGGAAGCCUCGAAGUUCUUAUCGUCAGCUAUUUAUAUGGACUCCGUCUUAUAUAUCAAAAGUAAAAUGAUCAUGAGGAUUUUCCUCAUUGUACACGGUUCGUUUGAGGAAUGUUUCUACAGGGAUGUUAGAAAUGUAGGCCACAGAAGAAAGAGAGAGUUUACACUUUCGCAGGUAAUACUCCUACAUAGGCUAUUACGUGGGCAGACGUUUUCAGUUUCAAGACUUGGUAAUUUCAUCACUGUCGUUCCUUCUUUUUCA
Hordeum vulgare subsp. vulgare (domesticated barley) is the source of this 1501-nucleotide messenger RNA. Its product is annotated as UDP-rhamnose/UDP-galactose transporter 6-like. Bases 250 to 1239 code for a protein of 329 amino acids. Lineage: Eukaryota; Viridiplantae; Streptophyta; Magnoliopsida; Poales; Poaceae. The transcript has 6 exons. Gene Ontology annotation, molecular function: UDP-galactose transmembrane transporter activity; antiporter activity. Gene Ontology annotation, cellular component: Golgi apparatus. The record is from RefSeq and is a predicted model, not a curated record.